AUGGCCUGGACGCUGUUGCUCAUCCUCAUCACGCUCCACACAGGUGACCGGGAUGCUGAGGAUGCUAAGGGAGGCGGGACUGCUGGACUUCGAGAAAGUCCACCGCGAGCUCUUCUCCUCCGGGUAACUGGCGGGUGUGGAUGUGGCCCGCUCUCUGCCCCAGGAUCCUGUGACCUCUGGGUGUCCCAAGCCCCGGAGGUGUACACCCAGGAGGGCACCGCUGCCCUGCUGCCCUGCGCCUUCAAUGCCAGCCGGAGCAGCCUGGCCAUUGGCUCCGUCACGUGGUACCGAGACAAGGUGGCCCCGGAAAACGAGGUGAGGAACGCGACUCCGGAGUUCAGGGGCCGCCUGGCGCCCCUGGCGCCGUCGCGCUUCCUCUGGGAGCACCAGGCCGAGCUGCGCAUCGGGGACGCCCGGGCCCGCGACGCCGGCGUCUACCUGUGCCGAGUGGAGGUGCUGGGCCUGGGCGUCGGGACGGGGAACGGGACCCGGCUGCUGGUGGGAAAAGGGCCCCCAGCCCGGCCGCACGCAGGGGCCCCGCGUCCAGAGUCCAGCGCAGCGCUGCUCCUGCGAGCCGGAUUCUUCGCCUUCAGCUUCCUCUCUGUGGCCUUGGGCAGCGCCCUGUGCUUCCGGGGCAAAGGUGAGGAGUGGCGCUGCCGGGGCGGGAGCGAGGAGGAGCCCAGGAGGCUUCUGGCCACGCCACGGAGCUGA
Molecule: messenger RNA, 711 nt
Organism: Heterocephalus glaber (naked mole-rat)
Lineage: Eukaryota; Metazoa; Chordata; Mammalia; Rodentia; Bathyergidae
Source: RefSeq, a predicted model, not a curated record